Messenger RNA from Exophiala bonariae, 5133 nucleotides. RefSeq lists its product as uncharacterized. Gene Ontology annotation, molecular function: protein binding. The coding region runs from base 1 to 5133 and encodes 1710 amino acids. Gene Ontology annotation, cellular component: cytoplasm; nucleus. Lineage: Eukaryota; Fungi; Ascomycota; Eurotiomycetes; Chaetothyriales; Herpotrichiellaceae. The record is from RefSeq and is a predicted model, not a curated record. The transcript has a single exon.
AUGUCGAUUGUUUUCGACGGCGACUUCACCCUUUCCAAUCAGCUAGACUCUGCUCAAGUCUAUGCGAAUACUGUGAACUUUGGAUCUAGUCAAGAAACUGCAGAGUAUAAAAGAACAAGGCUCUUGGAGAGUCUAAAGUUCAAAAACAUCGACACCCGCUGGACGUAUAUCAGAAAAGAACAUGUGCAUACUUGCGCGUGGAUUCUAGAGGAGCCCGAAUUUCGAGACUGGCUCGCACACAGCAACGCACAAGAGAAUAAUGGCUUUUUGUGGAUCACAGGCCGUCCAGGCUGUGGAAAGUCAACGCUCAUGAAGUAUGCGUUCUCUGCGACUCGGAAAAAGAUGGAAGCAACCACAUUCGCUUCCUUCUUCUUCAAUGUCAGAGGCCACGACCUAGAGAAAUCUACGCCUGGGAUGUACCGAUCACUUCUCUGCCAACUUCUCGGACGGCAAACUGAUCAGUUCAUUUCCAAUGUCUUGGAUGACGUUAUGAUGGACGAAUACCAGUCAGAAACUUUCGUGUGGACCAAUGAGUCGCUUGAAUCCUUGUUCAGAGCAGUUAUCAUGCAGCUGAAACGGCCGGUGACUUGCUUCAUCGAUGCCUUGGACGAAUGCGACGAAGAACAAAUUCGUCAGAUGGUGUCUUCCUUCUCCCAACUAGGGCAGCUCGCGUGGCAGCACCAGAUCCAAUUCCAGGUGUGCUUUUCAAGUCGCCACUAUCCCAGUAUCUCCAUCAGAAGAGCACGAGAACUGAUUCUGGACGGACGUGCUGGCCACGAUCAUGACAUCACUGAUUAUAUCGAGGGCGUACUUGAUAUUGGUACUGGGCCACUAGCUGAUGAAGUCAGAGCUGAAGUACAAGAAAAAUCAGGUGGCAUCUUCAUGUGGGUUGUUCUGGUUGUUGACUUGCUGAAUGUCGAGUACAAUCAUGGACAAAUGAAGGCUCUUCGCCAAAGACUUAAGGAUAUCCCUGAGCAGCUCUCUACUCUCUUCCAGCAGAUACUCACACGACACUGUAGCAACCGAGAGCAGGUACUCCUCUGCCUGCAAUGGCUACUCUUUGCGAAAGAGCCUCUUCGGCCGAGACAGCUUUAUUGUGCUGUGGUGGUAGAGACUGAUCAAGACAUCAUUGCGGCAGGACAACAGUCCACCGAUCUUGUUGUCAUGAAGAAAUUUGUUCUGUCUUCGUCCAAAGGCCUUGCCGAAAUCGUACAAUCUGGAUCCUCCUCCAUUGUUCAAUUCAUCCAUGAAUCUGUGCGAGAUUUUCUUCUCAAGGAGAAUGGACUGCAAGAUCUUUGGAGUGAAGUGACAGUCGAGUAUGCUGCCCAGAGCCAAGAUCGAUUAAAGAAGUGCUGUGUAUCGUACCUCGAAGCGUUCAAAACAAAUGUUCUUGGUUGUGAUUUUAUUCUUCACCCACAGGCAGUGCCUUUCUUGUCAGAAGCUCGGAAGUUUGAACCUGAAGCAUAUCCUUUCCUACGAUACGCUACGGAUAAUGUGCUGUACCAUGCUGAUAGGGCGGCUUCCAACCAGAUCUCUCAGUCAGAUUUCCUUGAACAAUUUGAUCGAGUGACGUGGAUAGUUCUGCACAACACAUUUCAGCCCAGAACAAGUCGUCGAUACCAUUGGGACGCCAGAUUGCUGUACAUUUUGGCACAGAUAAAUGCAGCAAAACUUAUCGGCCAUCACCCUAUGAAGGCGUCCUACACCAAGCUUGGAAGGGAGCGUUUCGGCACGCCACUCUUUGUAGCACUUGCUGCUGGCAAUACAGAGGUCAUCCAGUACUUCCUAGAACUUCAUGUUGAAGUGCUCCCUCUCAAGCACCCUGCGCGGAUUCACCUGAGCAAAUGCAUUGUGACUGGCGAAAAUCGAUCAAAAUCUCGCUGGAAUGUUUUAUACAAACAGAAGAACGACAUUCUUGCUCAAGUUCUGGAGUUCUGUGACGAUAUGGCAAGCAUGAUCUUCCUACAAAGCGCAAGCAUUGAGGCGCUCCAUCGACUAAAGGAUUAUCGUAGCGGUUAUGAACGCCUUUCACUAUUGGCACGGGCUGCUUCUGCAGGGUGCUACGAGACUGCCAAGUUUCUUCUCGAAGAAGUUCGAAUAGAUCCAAACAUGACAGCUUACAACGGCACGUCUGCUCUUCACUCCGCAGCCCAGUCAGGGUAUGAGAAACUCGUGCGGCUUCUCCUUGAGCAUGACAUGACCGAUGUUAAUUUGAAAGACAAAUCGGGAUGGACUCCUCUCAUGUCAGCCUUAAAAUCUAUUCCAGCAAAAAAUAGCGAAACGGCAGUCAAAGUUCUCCGCGAAUUUCAGGCAUUUGAAGCGCAACGGCGGGAUCAAUCGGUAAAUACUUCUGACGCUGGUGGUUUUGCACAUGUUUCAGAGAACAGCACAGAGGCUGCUCCAGAGUGUAGGAGAGUCGACGUUAAUGCAAAGAAUUCUGCUGGUCGGAGUGCAUUAUCUGCCGCUAUCUGUCGCGCCCAAGCGCCAAUAGUAGUGAAGACAUUACUAGAGAGUUAUAAUAUCGAGAUCAACUCGCAAGAUGACGAGGGUACGACACCCUUGUCUCAUGCUGCUGCAUCUGGUCAAACAGACAUUGUAAAGAUACUACUCGAUACCGGCAAGGCUGAUAUCGACUCACGAGAUCAGGCUGGCAGAACUCCUUUGUCUUAUGCUGCUGAAAAUGGCCGAACAGAUGUGGUGAAGAUCCUGCUCAAUACCGGCAAAGCUGAGAUCAACUCACCAGAUAAGGCUGGCAGAACUCCUUUGUCCUAUGCUGCCGAAAAUAGCCGAACAGAUGUGGUGAAGAUACUUCUCAAUACAGGUGAGGUCGAUGUCGACUCGAGAGAUGAUCGCGGUCGAAGCGCUUUGUCUUAUGCUGCUGAGAGCUCCGGAGAAGCAACGCUUCAAGUCCCACCCGCGAGCUGGCGAGCUGACGUAGACUCAAGAGAUUACAUUGGUGGAAGCUCUUUGUCUUUCAGAGUCAGAGAUAGGAGCGAGGAGAGAACAGGACCAUUAGGAAAGAAGCGCAAGCUCGAAGUCGAUUCAAAAGACAUUAUUGAUGGAAGUACAUGUUGCGCUGUUGAACAAAUCGACCAGGAAGCAAAGAUCGAAGCCCCACUCGAGACAUCUUCAUUAUCAGCUGAGCCUUUUGCUCUUACUACAGCGGAGCGACACUUCCGGGUCAUUCUAAAAUAUUGGCGUCCGAUGAUGGAUUACAUCACCCAGGAGUUUGAAGCUCCUUUGGCACUUGAAGAUGUCGUUGUACUUGUUGCCGAAGAUGACAAAGCUGCGUGGUGUACAACUUGCAAGACGUAUGUCGAGUGGCGCUGGGGACCAGCUGGAUCCAGGCUUCUGAACUAUAUCACCUCUCUUUUGGUAGAUACGCUGAGCUUGGACAGCACCUCAAAUGAGAGACUUGUGCAAACGCUGCCACCUAUAAAAGCCACAGUGACGCUGUGUUCAGACGCGAAGAGAUCAGCGCUCGCAGAUUGGGCACCGUCCAUAGCUGUUCAGGGAACGUGGCAAGAAAUGCAAAUGAUUGCUGAUAUAUUUGGCUGGCUAUUUGAUGCUCUUCUCCCCUCGGCCAACUCCCUCCCCAACUAUUCCGGGGCGUUGGGAGAUAAAUCCGUGAUCGUCGAGCUCGGCAGCGAAACUAUCUACAGCCUCGUCAAGAGUGUCCUGGAACACGAGGCUGUGUCCGAUUCAUCCUGCUGGCUUGCACUCUUUCCCACGAAUGCAAUAUCGCAAGGUCCGAUUCCCGAGCGCCCACACAAUAUGAUGGGCUUAGAGAUCGAAUAUCCAGUUUUGGUCGCUAUAUCCGGCGUGGACUUCCCUGUUAUGGAAGAUGGAGGCAUUUAUCUUGAUGGCUUUCGAAGUGCGUUGUAUCCAAUUCAUAAAGACGACAAAUCGCGGUCUUUGCAAUGGCAUUUAGAGACGUUGGACUAUCUAAGAAACGACGAUUGUGGAAUUGAGAGAGAAGAGGAGGUUCGGUUGUCUUCGAAGACUCCUCCUCGUAAAUGGUACAAGACACGAGUAUUGAUUGAACUCACAUCACCUAAGAGACGCUUUGUGGGAUGGUGCAUUUCGGCCUUGAUAACCUUUGGAACGUCAAGACAGGACCCACAUCUUCUCGAGUGGUCCAAUGCUAGGAACCAUAGACGAAAUGUUAUUGAAACGACGACAAAUCUCAACUUUAAUCUAUCAUUCCAUGGCAUAGGUGCCACUGCGGGCAAGUCCAUUAAGCGAGGCAGAAGCCAAAUUAACGCGUUCGAGAAACAUGAAGAAAAUCUUCAGGCAGCACUCAUUAAUGCUACUAAAAGCCAAGUACUACUGUUUCGUCAUUCUACUCUACAAGCCUGGCUCAUUCCGAAAACAUCGUUUUUACUGCAGCUAGUGCAGAGUUACAUGGCACAGCUAAUGGUGGACGACCCUACGUUGUCACUUCCUAUACAUUUCGCGACGGCAAGCUACGAUGGAGGACAGUCCGCUUAUCAGGCCUUGUGGGAUCAUCGAAAUGAACCUAUUCCUUUAGGUAGCAACAGUGUUCCUUGUUUCUUGUUUAACAUUGUGCGAAUGUUCCUUCUUGCGCUGGAGAAGCUCGCAAAGUCAUCGGAAGGAGGAAGUGUUAAUGGCUGGGAGAUGAAGGAUGUGAUUGACCCACCUGAAUUCUUUGACCUUAAGAGGCACGACUUUAGCUGGAGGCAAUUACCUUGGUUUGGAGGCUGGAAUCAGUUACUCCCAGAGAUACGCUUGGCGUUCUUUUUUGAGGGAUUGGGGGACCCUAUUGUUGCUAAUGAUGAUGAUAGAUGUGCAGAAUGUACUCAGAUCCCAAAAGCUAGGAACCUGCUUGGCAUCACCAUGCUCAGUUUGAAACAUUUCACUCGGAGGUCUCGCAGUAAGUAUUUAGAGGGGAGUGGCCAGCUGACUGAAAAUUGCUAUUGGGACUGUUCAAAACUCCCCUUUCGACAAGAACGUCGGGGUCAAGAGCACCGUUGCAACGCCAUUCAAAGGAUCAUCAAGACUCACAGGUGCAACGCUCCCCAGCCCGAAGACCUCUCGGUAGGUCAGCAGGGUGCCGUCAUCUUUGAGCCAUGCGCAUUAUCUUAUGAAGAAAUUCGUCCAAGACUGCUGUGA